Penicillium argentinense is the source of this 1887-nucleotide messenger RNA. Its product is annotated as MDR family MFS transporter. The record is from RefSeq and is a predicted model, not a curated record. The coding region runs from base 1 to 1887 and encodes 628 amino acids. NCBI's taxonomy places the organism in Eukaryota, Fungi, Ascomycota, Eurotiomycetes, Eurotiales, Aspergillaceae. Gene Ontology annotation, molecular function: transmembrane transporter activity. The transcript is spliced from 4 exons. Gene Ontology annotation, biological process: transmembrane transport.
AUGUCGACCUUCUUUAAUCCACCCGAGCAGCCCAAGGAAGGCAUUGUGCUCGGGAAUAACGCUCCCUCGGACUCAGAUAGCCACAGUCGGCCCCAGUCCAAGGGCAAGUCGUCCAAGCCGUCCAGCGAGAAGGAGAGUACCUUGGUCGAAGAGCCGGGGAGGUUUUCUGAUGCCGCCGGCGAUGAUACGCAGAAGGAGACUGCUCCCAAGCCUCGAGAUGAAUCGCCGAAGGAGGCGAUCCCCAAUGAAGACUCUAAUAAGGAAACGGCCGUCAAGGACGAUGUGGAGAAGGAGACCAAGGACGAAUCGAGUAAAGAAAACAGCGAUGCUGACGGCGAGAAGAGCGAGGAGCCCGAGUUUGAAUACCCCUCGGCCUGGCGAUUGGUCCUGAUUACCAUCGCGCUGUGCCUGUGUGUGUUUUGCGUGGCAUUGGAUAACACCAUCAUUGCAACUGCCAUCCCCAAAAUCACCGAUCAAUUCAACUCCCUCGACGAUGUCGGUUGGUACGGUAGUUCCUACCUGCUCACCACUUGCUGCGUGACUCUGAUGUUCGGCAAAUUCUACACCUUCUAUUCUAUUAAGUGGAUCUAUCUGCUUGCUCUCUCGAUCUUCGAAAUCGGAUCUCUCGUCUGCGCCACCACCCCCAACUCCGUCGGCCUCAUCUGCGGUCGUGCCAUUGCCGGUCUCGGUGCCGCUGGUCUUUUCUCUGGUUCGAUUUUAAUCAUCGGUCAGACCGUUCCCCUGGACAAGCGACCCAUGUAUACCAGUCUCAUUGGUGCGAUGUUUGGUAUCGCCAACGUCGUUGGUCCUCUCUUGGGAGGUGCUUUCACCGAUAAAUUGACCUGGCGUUGGUGCUUCUACAUCAACCUGCCCAUCGGCGCGGUGACCUUCUGCUUCGUCCUCUUCUUCUUCCAGGCAAACAAGGCCCUGAAGACCAAGGGUAACUUCAAGCAGCAGCUGGGUGAAUUCGAUCUUCUGGGCUCGUUCUUCUUCCUCCCCGCCAUCAUCAGUCUUCUGCUAGCUCUGCAGUGGGGUGGUACCCGGUAUGCCUGGGACAGCGGUCGCAUCAUCGGACUCUUCGUCGUCUUCGGCGUCCUCAUCAUUAUCUUCACCUUCCUCCAGUGGUGGGGCCAGGACCGAGCGACUGUUCCUCCGCGCUUGAUCAAGAACCGCAAUGUCUGGGGCGCGGCCUGGUAUUCGCUUGCUCUUGGUGCCGCCUACUUUGUUCUGGUCUACUAUCUCCCCAUCUGGUUCCAGGCCAUCAAGGGUGCCACAGCCAUCAAAUCCGGCAUCAUGAACCUGCCCAUGAUCAUCGCGGUCGUUGUCGUCUCCCUGCUGGCCGGCGGUCUUGUCACAGCUUGCGGCUACUACACCCCAUUCAUGAUCGCCUCCGCCAUCCUCAUGACCAUCGGCGCCGGUCUCCUCUCCACCUUGCAAGUAGACUCCGGCCACGCCAAGUGGAUCGGUUAUCAGGCGCUCUUCGGCAUCGGACUCGGACUCGGCAUGCAGCAACCCAUGAUGGUCAUGCAGACCGCACUCAAGCCCACCGAUGUCCCGAGCGGCACAGCCAUUGUCAUGUUCUCGCAGACCCUCGGUGGCUCCAUCUUCGUCUCGGUCGCCCAGAAUGUUUUCCAGAACCAGCUGUUCCAGAAUCUGUCCCGCUAUGCUCCCGACGCUGAUGCCGCCAAGCUUGUUUCGGCCGGUGCCACCAUGCUGCGCCAUUAUGUUGCUGGUCCUGUGCUACACCGCGUUCUCAUUGCUUAUAAUGAGGCCAUCAUGCAGACCUUCUAUGUGGCUGUUGCCAUGGGUGCGUUGACGCUUGUUGGUCCCAUCUUCGUGGAGUGGCUCUCCGUGAAGGGCAAGAAGAUCGAGAUGGCGGCUGCUUAA